AUGAGCAACUGCGGCGUCAUCCACGAGGGCCACGGAGUCGUAGGAACUGUCAUCGAGAUGCCUGCCAGCUGCGGUCCCGGGAAGUAUGCCAUGGCGGUAUCUCUAGAGCCGUCCCGGAACCAGUCAGUUCCUCGCCGGCUGGAGAAUCGGGCGGAUGAGCUGGCUGACUCUCCGAUUUUCGACCUCGCCAAGUACGAGCUGGUCAGGCACACGGUCAACGAGCAGUUCCGCUGGAACAUCUGCGAUGAGUCCGUGUCCUGCAACAUCAAGGGCGUGGACACGACGGGCUACUUCAUCGCGUGGGCGGACCUCAACGUCAACAUCCAGUCGUCGGCCCUCGUGACGCUCAUCAGAAACCUGCAGGACCUCAACUCCUUCGAAGAGUCCCACGUGCUGUUCCGCGACACAUGCAGACUGAAACAAAUGGGCUGA
This is a messenger RNA of Colletotrichum higginsianum IMI 349063, 432 nucleotides long. RefSeq names its product glycosyl hydrolase family 18. Lineage: Eukaryota; Fungi; Ascomycota; Sordariomycetes; Glomerellales; Glomerellaceae. The transcript has a single exon. The record is from RefSeq and is a predicted model, not a curated record. Bases 1 to 432 code for a protein of 143 amino acids.